GAAACCUCCAGCCCAGCACAGUGGACAAAGAGUCCACGCCUUCUUUAUCCCGCUGCUGUAUAUCCCCAACCCCCCCACUUCUGCCAACACUCACACUGAUACCUGACAAGGAUUUCCCAUGGCAUCUGUUUCUAUUUCUACACUCUCUGCCCUUCUUCUUUUUCUGCUCCACUUCCUGACAGUAUCCCCUGCCACACAAGAUGACCUUAUAAUCAAUACCAAGCAUGGGAAAGUUCAAGGGAAGUUGCUUUCUGUACUGGGUGGCAACAUAAGGGCAUUUCUAGGGAUUCCUUAUGGAAAACCACCGCUAGGGAAACUGCGAUUCCGAUCUCCAGAGCCCGCAGAGCAAUGGACCAUUGUGCGGGAUGCCACGAAAUUACCAAAUUCCUGCUACCAGUUGCCAGAUACAUACUAUCCAGGGUUCAAGGGCACAGAGAUGUGGAACCCAAACACUCCCCUUAGUGAAGACUGUCUGUACCUAAAUGUUUGGACCCCUCAGUUCAACAAAACCCAGCCACAGCCCCCACCUUUGGCCCCCGUCCUUGUCUGGAUUUAUGGGGGCGGGUUCACCGUUGGAACAUCAACUCUGGACAUUUACGAUGGGCGUUUUCUGAGCAAAUCUGAAGGCGCCGUUGUGGUAUCGAUGAAUUAUAGAGUCGGAGCUUUUGGCUUUCUUUCUCUUCCUGACAACAAAAAUAUCCGUGGAAAUGCAGGCCUGCUGGACCAGCGCUUGGCCCUGCAGUGGGUCGCUGAUAACAUUGCUGCCUUUGGAGGGGACCCAUCAAAGGUGACUCUGUUUGGGGAAAGUGCAGGUUCAGCAUCUGUGGGCUUCCACCUGCUCUCUCCAGGCAGUAAAGAUCUUUUUCAAAGGGCUGUGAUGCAGAGCGGCUCCCCUAAUGCACCCUGGGCCUCAGUCAGCCAGGAGACGGCCUGGGAUCGGUCCACAACUCUGGUGAAGAAACUGGGGUGUCCCACGUCCCCUGCAGCUGCUUUAGAAGUUUGUCUAGAGAAGGCUGAUCCUGAGGAAAUCUCAUCCAAGCAAUAUGAAGUUCUCACAAAGCCUUCAAUUAUAAGCCUUCCCUUUGCGCCUCAUGUUGAUGGGAACUUCCUACCAGACACAAUAGAAGCGCUGUUGCAAACCACUAAACCCAAAAAGGACGUGCUAUUAGGCUUAAACAAAGAUGAAGGGACGUAUUUUCUACUUUACGGAAUGCCUGGAUUUAACCUUUCUGGCCUGAGUCUAAUUACAAGAAAAGAAUACCUACAAGGAAUACCCCUUGCGAUGGCUGACGCCAGUGAGGUCACCAGACAAGCUGGCAUUUUCCAGUACACAGACUGGGCAGAUGAGAAUAAUAGGAUGAAAAACCGGGACUUGAUGGGUAGUCUGGUUGGAGACCAGUUUUUUGUUUGUCCACUGCUUGAGUUUGUCGACAGGUACUCACAACAUGGUGGUAAAGCCUUCCUAUAUUUAUUUGACCACCGAUCUUCUGUCAACCCUUGGCCGGCGUGGAUGGGCGUUAUGCACGGCUAUGAGAUAGAAUUCGUCUUUGGGAUGCCGCUCAAUGUCUCCCUUGGGUACACAAAGAAUGAAGUGAACAUGACCAAGAAGUUCAUGAAACACUGGGUCAACUUUGCCACUACAGGGAACCCAGGUCUUGAUGGAGCUAAGUGGCCCGUCUUCAUGCCUGAACAACAGGAGUACGUUACUCUCAACUACAACCACCCGGAACAAAAGAGGAUGUGGAGAGCUACAGAGUGUCGUUUCUGGAACAAAUUAAUACCACAAGUACAGAGAGUUUCAGAUGACUUGCAGACCUGUGUUGCUGCGAAUGGGAUUAAACUACACUGUAAUUACAUGUUCUUCCUAAUUGUACUGGUAAUAACUUUAAUCAUUUAAUAAUGAGAAGAGAAACAUUUUUCGUAAAGCAGAGAUUUUUAAAGUACACUAUAGGAAAAAAAAAGAAAUAAACAUGACAUUUGUUGCUAGUGCAGUAGUUAUCUGAAAUCAGAUGAAAAGAGGCAAACGAUUAUCCUUUGGUUACUAUGGUAAACCUUUUAUGUGAUUAUUAGCUUGUUCAGAUUUGCAAAGAAACAUAUUUUUUAUUACAAAAAAUAAUGGUCCAAAAUGACAGCUACAUUUUUUAUAUACUUAGUUUCUUGUCUUGUUUCAUUUGGGGAAACAAAAAUCAUUCAAAUACACUAGUGGCAUCAAAGAUGAUGAAGGUGAAGUGAUUUUAAGCAUUUUCUUCUUGCCACUAUUUUAAUAAUCAAAUACACACAAAUAAAAAUGUUUGUCUUUCUUUAAAAUCAUGCAAAUUGUGUUCAGAGUUCCACUUGAAUGGACAAUAAUAGUCGUUUGUACAAACAUAUUGUGUAUUAUAUUGACCAUUAAAUUCUAACUAUAAAGCUGAUGUACAGAGUGUUCCUUUAUAUAAAUAAAUGCAUA
Molecule: messenger RNA, 2446 nt
Organism: Sphaeramia orbicularis (orbiculate cardinalfish)
Lineage: Eukaryota; Metazoa; Chordata; Actinopteri; Kurtiformes; Apogonidae
Product: acetylcholinesterase-like
Exons: 10
Coding region: 119-1897 (592 amino acids)
Biological process (GO): acetylcholine catabolic process; choline metabolic process
Cellular component (GO): plasma membrane
Molecular function (GO): acetylcholinesterase activity
Source: RefSeq, a predicted model, not a curated record